Molecule: messenger RNA, 711 nt
Organism: Acanthoscelides obtectus
Lineage: Eukaryota; Metazoa; Arthropoda; Insecta; Coleoptera; Chrysomelidae
Source: the annotation of a GenBank genome assembly
AUGCUGAAUUCCUUUUGGGGUAAAUUUGCUCAAAAAGAAAACCAAAACAAAACCUCAAUAGUCAGAGACUGUGGUGAAUUCUUUGAUAUGCUGACUAAUCCUUCUAUUCAUGUAAAUACAGUUCUCCCGGUAAACGAAGAAACCCUUCUCAUAACUUGGGAAUUUAGAGAAGAGGCCUAUGACGUUUCUUCAACGGUUAACGUUGUAUUGGCUUCAUAUGUCACGGCCCUAGCUAGACUAAAAUUAUAUUCAUUCUUGGAGAAAGUGGAAGAAAGGGCAGUUUACGUAGAUACAGAUUCAUGUAUUUAUAUCUCUCGUAAGGGAUUAGACGACAUAUCUACAGGCGACUUCAUAGGUGAUAUGACCGAUGAGCUCAAUGGGGGUUUCAUAUCAGAGUUUGUUUCUGGAGGACCUAAGAACUACGCCUACAAAUAUACUACUUUGUCUGGAGAGGAACAGAUCGUAUGUAAAGUAAAAGGCAUAUCACUCAACUACAAGGCAUCCCAAGUAGUCAAUUUUGAGAAAAUAAAAGACAUGGUGCUGAAGAAAUCUGAUCCUGUUUCUGUACUUUCUCGACAGCUACGACGUACAAGAGAGCAUGCAGUAGUAACAGUCGAGUUUCCUAAGGUAUACAAGAUAACUUCAAUGAAAAGGAAAUUCUAUGAAGAUCAUACCUCUGUACCAUUUGGAUUUAAGAAAAUAAAGUAUUGA